This is a messenger RNA of Theobroma cacao (cacao), 1235 nucleotides long. RefSeq lists its product as uncharacterized. NCBI's taxonomy places the organism in Eukaryota, Viridiplantae, Streptophyta, Magnoliopsida, Malvales, Malvaceae. The record is from RefSeq and is a predicted model, not a curated record. Gene Ontology annotation, biological process: exonucleolytic trimming to generate mature 3'-end of 5.8S rRNA from tricistronic rRNA transcript (SSU-rRNA, 5.8S rRNA, LSU-rRNA); CUT catabolic process; nuclear-transcribed mRNA catabolic process, deadenylation-dependent decay. Gene Ontology annotation, molecular function: RNA binding. Gene Ontology annotation, cellular component: nuclear exosome (RNase complex); cytoplasmic exosome (RNase complex).
AAGCCCAAACUGAGAAGAAAGACUCCCUCCAAUCCGCUCGUUUUGCAGCAGCGGCAGCUUCGGAACAGAGAUAUUAAGAGAAUAAACCAUAUUCUAAAGAAGCUAAAUUUUUAAUGGAAAAGAAACAGUCAGGCUCGCCGCCUAGCCUCAUUGAUUCGACAGUGUUGCUGUUUUGUUUUUGAGGUGUGUUUAGGUUCCAGGGGAUGUGGUGCUCGACCUCUCCUCCAUGACCAACCAGACCAUCAUGCUAGGUGGUGGUCUCCGUCAGGAUUGUGAUGCUAUUUCUGUGAUGAAGGCUGGAACACUUAGGUUCUCAAAACCAAAUAAGUACUGGGUUGAAAGUUCUCAGAAAAGGUAUACUCCUUGCGUGGAAGAUACUGUUCUUGGUAUUGUGGUGGACUCGAAAGCAGAUAAUUUUCUUAUUGACAUCAAAGGACCUGUGUUGGCCUUUUUGCCUGUUCUUGCAUUUGAAGGGGGGACCAGGAGGAAUAUACCGAAGUUUGAGGUUGGUACUCUUCUUUAUCUCCGAGUUGUGAAGGCAAACUUUGGCAUGAACCCUGAACUGUCCUGCACUGAUGCCAGUGGAAAAGCAGCUGAAUUUGGCCCCCUCAAAGAUGGAUACAUGUUUGAAACUUCAACUGGUCUAUCAAGAAAGCUGUUAAGUUCACCAACAUGUCCAGUUCUUGAGGCUCUUGGCAAGAAACUCUCCUUUGAAAUAGCUGUUGGCUUAAAUGGCCGGGUUUGGGUGAAUGCUGCCACUCCAGACACCAUCGUCGUUGUUGCUAACGCAAUCAUGAACUCAGAAUCCCUAAGUGGAGCGCAGCAGAUAAUUAUGGUGGAGCAUUUGCUUAAGAACAUCCAAUGAUCAACUAGAGGACUCCAUGGACAUACUCGGAACGCAGUAGUUGUCAGGUUGAUAAAGUUAGGUACAUGUGAGAGACAGACACCAUUCAAAGUUAACAAUGACUGCCGUAUCCAUUGGCCUUAUUUGCAUUAAAUGAGCAGUUAAACAGUCAUUUUGACCUAUUUCCCCCCCAUGUACUCACUGAAGACUGAUGAGUGAGUUAUUAUUAAUGUAUCAUGGAAAUCUUGGUUGUUGGCAUUUGAUUUUCUUUAUCAGUUUUCUGCUGAACUUGUUAAAAGUAUUCCAGCAGUAGCUGAGGCUUGAAGCUGAUCAAAAGAACAGAUUGUUCCAUUGAAUUGGAUUCAAUUUUCUAUUUAAAUUGCUUCUGAUA